GCGCGGACAUAUUGCUUUCUUCCCAUUCUGAUGACGGAUGACCGUCCUGAUAUUGGUAGUGGAUAUUCCCUAAAAUUUACAUUCUGUUUUCCUCUUCAGCGAGUUCUGAAAAUCGGAUUAUGAAAACUGAUGACGAGCUAGAUGUUAAAGGCAGUACUGUAGUGUCGGAAAGGAUGGUGUCUGUUAUUGAAGCUCCAGACUAUUUGGCUAACUUCAAUAUCGAUACGGGUGGCGAAGCAGAGGAGUCCAGUAUGCCCCAUUACAUAGUCAAUUUAAAUAUGUAUAACACAAACACUGAUAUGGACGCUCUAACUACACUACCAAUUCAUGGUCAAGAUCCUGGUAUCGGUGAAUCAUCUGUCUCACUUCCGACUUCUGACAUGAAUUCACCCGUCAUUAUGAACGACAACGUUGGUUUGAUGUGUGGUGUUAAUUCGACAGGGCGAGGACAGCAGUUUUUCACACCAACUAUGCGUUCAAAAGCACGUGGUCGUGGACGAUUUUCUUCUGUUCCAUUGGAUGAUGUAAUGGAAAAGAAAAUAAGGACAUAUGAGGGAAAGGAUUGUGUACAAGAGCUAGGAAAGUUGUUAAAAUUAUUCCCUCGCUUUAAGAGGGCCUACAUUAAUCGAGUUUUCACGCGGAACAUGCUUAGUUACGAAAAGAGUUAUGAACAGUUAAAAGAAGAAGAUGAUCGAGAGCGUGAAAGAUGCUCAAAGGUCCGUCUUAUUCAAGCACCAAAGGCCGAGUCUAAACGACCAACAGAUUCGAAAACUCAUAACCGUCCGGAAUUACCUCUUCAGUCACAAGCUUUCUUAUGUAUGGGACUGCCUUUGGGUCGUUGCCCUCCCCAUGUUGCCAACUCACUGUAUCGUCGAGUCAUUGUUACUCCUGAGGGGACCGUUGAAUCCGCUGAUGAACAUGAACAGAAGUUUUUGGACUCUACGGGUUUAUCAAGUUCUGCGCUGGAAACACCAUCCUCACACUGUGAACCACCGCGUCCCAAACCAUCAUUGUUCACUGGGCUGAAAAUAUCAUCUAUGUCGACUGUCUUGCCUCCGAUCCACCAACUAGCUGAAUUCAAACAGUCUCCACCUAGACCUUCAGAAGAACAGAUGUUAACAUCGGAUAACAAUGCUGAAACAUUGAAUUCCGAAGAGACAACUAUUCAACAAUCAGGCAACAAAUUCUUUCGUACAGAUCAUGUUAGUGAAGCACAAAAAAAGAAACGUGGAUACAUUAAUCGCGAGAUGCGAACUGCCACAGUUAGUACACCCGUUAGUCGAACUAGCAUUACAGCAUCAGCGGUGAAAUCUGAUUUGGAUAGUGAUGAUUCUAGUAGGAAACCAGGAGAUGCUGUUAAAUAUUUAGCCAAAGUUGGUGUUGUAAGUAAUUCAGUUAAUCGUAAACGUCCUACACGUCGUGGAAAAUCAACUCGUCAAAAAUCAACAACAGAAAUUCAGGGCGUCAAUAACGAAACAACCACUUCACCUGCUGUCGAGGUUAUUACGGAAGACGAUGGUCUUGAUCUAACUAAUGAAGAACGCCGUCACCUUCUAUCCUUUUUUAACGAUGCCGUAUUGGAAGAACUCACGUUGAUGCCAGGGUGUUCUCGGAAAACCGCCCAGGCUAUUAUCAAUAUGCGCCCGUUUAAAAAUACGAAAGACUUGGUUUCUCAACUGUCGGGAGUUCGCCAUCUUUCCUCCAAUUUAUAUGAAUGCUGUAAAGAUAUUUUAGAAGUUCGUUCUGCAGUUAUCCGUUUACUAAAUAAGUGUGAGCGUCUAACUGAACAAGUUGCUAGUCAUGCGACACGUUUGCUUGAAAAUACCAUAGAUUUACCUGAAAAUGCUAUCACUGAUCAAAAUCAGUCUGAUGGAGUUGAUCAUGAACAUGAUGACUUCACUAUAAACAAAGCAAAUGGUAAUCCUGUCCAACUAGUGACUCAACAGCCCGCUAUUUUAAACCCUUUGCGUGAAUUAAAACCCUACCAACUUGUUGGUUUGAACUGGCUUCGUCUACUACACCACGAACAAGUCAAUGGAAUACUAGCAGAUGAAAUGGGCCUCGGAAAAACAGUUCAAGCUAUUGCUUUCCUAGCUAGCCUUUGGGAAAGUGGAAAUCGCGGACCACAUCUUAUCAUUUGUCCAAGUUCAACCCAGGAUAAUUGGCAGCGUGAAUUAAGUCUUUGGUGUCCUCACUUAAAAGUACUUGUUUAUCAAGGAUCUGCAGAACAGCGAAAAGCAAUCCGAUUGAAAAUAUAUGAAUCUGAGUCUCAACCGGAUUUUAAUAUACUUUUGACUAGCUAUGCUGUUGGUACAAGUGCUAUUGAGGACAGAGCUUUAAUGAAACGCAUCAACUUUCAUUAUGGGAUUUUUGAUGAAGCACACAUGCUAAAAAAUAUGACUUCUCAACGUUAUCGAAAUCUGAUGAAUUUUAGAGUUCAACGACGUUUACUUCUUACAGGUACACCUCUUCAAAACAACUUGUUGGAGCUCGUAUCUCUGUUAUCAUUUGUUAUGCCAGAAAUGUUCCUAAAAAGCACAGAUUUGCUGAAAAGGAUUUUUCAGAUUUACUCAAAACCCAUGAAUUCCCGUGAGGAAGAUCAGUCAGCCAAUAACACUCCUAUUCGAAGCAGUUUUGAAGAAGAACGCUUAGUUCAAGCUAAAAGUUUACUUCAACCAUUUUGUUUGCGACGAUUAAAAUCACAAGUCCUCGGACAGCUUCCUCCAAAAACCAGUGAAGUAGUUUUAGUAGCAAUGACGAAGACCCAAGCUACUCACUACCACGAUCUUGUUAAACGACUGCGUUCUCAGCGAUCGUUAAAAGACACAAACAGCAAUGGUCAAGAUCCCUCUCUUCUCUUAAAUAAUGAAUGUGAAGAUGGUGAUGAAAAUGCUGAUCCAGAUGCUAGUGAUCCAAAAGGUGAAUGUGCACCAAGAAAAAAAGCCCGUUUAGAUAAUUAUACUACAGUAAAUGGAACGAAAUCAUUUCCUGUCACUUCUAAAUCCAUUUCUGAGUCUCUCCAGUCACCGUGCAACAUGGUUACAGCGUUGCGCAAGGCAGCAAAUCAUCAGGCUCUUUUUUCUGGUCUUGCAUACACAGAUUCAAAUCUUCGGGAUAUUGCAGAAUCUUUGCACUUAGAUCCAAGUCACUCUAAUGCUGAUCCGAAUCUUAUUUAUGAAGACCUACUUGCAAUGAGUGAUCAUCAGAUACAUAAACUUUGCCAGUUUUACGAGGUGAGUUUAACCUUGCCGUAUGUUACAUAUUGUAAUUUUUAUAAAUCCUGAUAUCGGUUGUAAGUUUCCCCUGAUUGUGUCCUUCAGCUCUAAACAUACGAAAUCCACUAUAUAUGUAAAUACUCAUUCUUAGGUGGGAAAUUUCAGUGGAAGAUUCGUCCACUAAAGGUAUACUGUUUACGAUCUUAUCUGAAUGUAAAUGAAAUAACUUGUUAGCAUCUGAAAUAAAAGUUACGAUCAAAAUGUUAUAAAUUGUGUAACUUAACAAUGCUUAGUUAACAUUUAUCUUCAUUUUAGCGGCAACUUAUUGGUUUAGGCUUUCAACUUUCAGCCAUGGAGUUCCAAACUUGAACACCGCUCCACCUACUGAUAUUCAAGCAACCAGGCAGUAUCAUUAUCCUUCACACUUUGAUUGUGGUUCAUACUCAUGUAUUUAGUGAAUGAGCUAAUUUUACCAUAUGAGUUUUAAGAUUCGGGUUAUGUAUGUUUUCUUUCUAACACCUUUGAUCAGAAUUUUAGAUGGAAUUCACCUUUGUGAUUGUAGUUAUAAAAAAAACAAAUGUACAGUUAUGCUUAAUUCAUAAUUGAAAAUUAGUGCGAUUAGUGUAGUCAUUGAUCACUUCAUGUUAUCUUUAAUGUAGUCUAUCCAAUUAUUAAUUAAAUACUGAAGUUGCAUAUGUAAAUUAAUGGAUAUGAUGAAGCGUUUUAUGAGUUCUGUAUUUUUUCAGUAAAUAAAAAUAUGGCGAAGGAAAUUAUCUUUUUAACAAACUUGCUUUCAUAUCCAUACUUAGGUAAUUAAUAUCAGAAAAAAAUUGUGGAAAUUUUCUGAAAUAUUUAUUCUGUCAGAGUUUGAAUUCGACUAACGGUAAUACAAGUAAAUUGAUUGUUUGACUGAAAGAUCAAUAAAAGUGUGGUUAGUACAUGAUAAGAAUAAAUUUCAAUUAACUUAUGUUGACAUUUGAAUAAAUGAUUCUUCAGUGUGCUACAGUAAAUAAAUAACGAUCGCACGUAUAUCUUUUUUACGCAUAAUGUCAAAUUGAACUUCUGGUUUGCUAAAUAAUUCGGCUGUGCUAUAUUUUAUUCUUAAUCCUUUCUGAUUUCGUGAUCAAACGUCAUAAAAUUUUAUGAUAUAUUUUAAAACUGUCUGAUUGACCCCUGAGUUGACUAAGUGGUCUGUAGUGAAGCUGUAUAUAAUUUUCUGUUCAGUUUGCGACAGUCGAGCCGAAUAAUGUUCAAGGAGACGUUUUACAAGUGAACAUCAUGGUACAGCUGACCUAAUCACCGCUACGAAAGCAAGUAAACUGAUAAAUGUUCAUUUAUAUUUUAUUCGAAAACUAAUGUGAAUAUAUACAGAACAAAUAUUCAUAACUUCUUAACAAGUAAAAGGUUGAUAUAGGUGUUCACUGAGUCCAAAAUAAACAUCAAGUUUUUUCUUACAAUUUUUUUGACAUAUAUGUACAUAGAGCUUUUCUUCCAUUCAGUUAUCCAUUUGACGUUGUCCCUUCCCAUCAUUUACAAUCGUGCUAUCUUUGCACGUAUUUGCUUCUAUCUAAAGUUGCUGUAAAUGUAGGUGUUUACAUGUUAUCUGUAAAUUUGUUUCAUCUUUAUUGAGGGUCUAAUAAAACAUUUAUAAUGCAGGCUUGUGUCUAAUAGUAGAAUCAGGGACGUGUAUUUCAUCGUAUUUUGAACUCGUCACGUAAAUUUACCUACAUCCUAUUGCUGAUAUUAAGUUGGGCUUCGAAUCCGGUGCUUUUCUCUCCAAACGACGACCGGUUAUUUAUUGGCCUACUGAGUUCACAAAACUAAUAACCCGUUCAACCGUUAUGUUGUUUAUAUAAUUAUCAAUAAGGGUUCAAACUAUCUCGUUGAUGUUCAGACCCCAACUUCGAUUAGUCCAGGCUGGAGUAUAUGAAUCAUGUGCGGAUUACCUUGAUAUAGUCAUUUUGUCACAAGUUAUUUACAACAGAAUAGAUUACUGUUUGAGAUUUACAUUGUAUUUCUAACUGUUCGCUUUGCGACUUAUCAAUACCUACUGAAAAUAGUAUUAGAGCCAGUAUUUUUAGUUGUCAAAGAUAAGUUACAUAUCGAACUUCAAAAAUGAUUUAGUUGCGAUGAAGUCCGAUUAUCAUAAUACCAGAAGGACUCAAUGAUUUCCUUUCGGUUUGAUGUCUUUUUUAUUUCGAUAUUAUUCUCCGAUCGUAGUCGUACAUAGUUUGAUUGUAUCCUCGAAUGCUUGACUAUUCGUUCAUAAAAUCUGCGAUUAUUGAUCUCAGUUUUUUAUUUCGGUGUAGAUUCUCCGACUUAUGUAUAUGUCAGUGAACACUACUUAGGUGCAAUAACAUUAAAGUAUCCAUUCUCUAAUUAUCCCCUUAAUUUAAAAGACUUCAUAACUUGAUUUAUUCUCUUGUUUCGUAACCCUGUUAGUAAUAACAUCUAAUUUCUCUUGACUCUCCUCUAUCUGUGGUUUUGUUAACUACGGCAACUUGAAUAUGAGCACAUCAAUAAGUCGAUUUUUGUAUGCUUACCUUUUUGAUUUAUCAUUCACAAUACUGAAGGCAGUUGCACUAUCUCAUCUAUAAUAUUCGACUUAUUUUAAUAAUAUAAGCCUUGUCAUUUCAAGGAAUAUUAUGUAAAUUAUUAAGUAAAUAGGGCGUUACUGAAACAGAUCACAUUGAUCAAAUGGCUUUAAUGGAUGUCAUGGUUAUUGAUUUUUAAUUUCACUUUUUCUUCCCGCUUCAUUUUACAUGGGCUUGUCUACUGCUACUGAAUAAAAAUUAAGUAGUUUAGUUGGCUCUGUAACUACAUGUGUUAAAAAUUCAAACAUCUUUUGCCCAUAAAUAUAGUCAAUACAAAUUGAUAUUUAAGAAUAAAUAAAUACGAUGUCUCUUUUGACAUAAUGAAAUGAUAUUUUUCUUAAUCCUUAGGUUUUAUCACCAUAUACUCUUUCCCCUGAAUCGAUCAUUUCUGGAUCUGGAAAAAUCCAAUGGUUAAAUGACAAUUUGCCUAAAUUAGUCUCUGAAGGACAUCGUAUUUUGAUUUUUAGUCAGUUUGUCAUUAUGUUAGAUAUAUUAGAGGAAUUUUUAAGAAUAACUAACAGGCGUUAUAUACGAAUGGAUGGAUCAACUCCUGUCUCGGAACGACAAACAUUAAUAGAUCGUUUCAACAGCUCAUCGAUUGAAGUUUUUCUGCUAUCUACACGUGCUGGUGGCCUAGGUAUUAAUUUAACUGGUGCGGAUACUGUAAUAAUACAUGAUAUCGAUUUUAAUCCAUAUAAUGAUCGACAAGCAGAGGAUCGCUGUCAUCGACUUGGUCAGAAAAAUCCUGUUCACGUCAUACGACUAAUCUCUGAAGGUACUUUAGAAGAGGGUAUGCUGCGCAUUGCAUCUGAGAAAUUACAAAUGGAGCAGAAUGUAACAGGUUGUGUGUCUGAACACAACACAGAACAAACCGAGGAAUCUGAAGACACUACUCGUGUUAGUUCCCGGAGUAGAAGGUCGAAGUCAACUAAUAUUUUACCAUGUUCCAGUCUAGAUGGUAUGACAGAAAAUGAAAAUGUUUUCAAAGUCCUUGGUAAUUGGAACUCAGCUGCCUCGGAUCUCAGUUUAUCCAUUGUGAAUCCUAUAUCAUCGAAUCGAAUUAGUGAACGAGAUGUUCGCUCCCUUCUUUCAGAUGCUUUAAAAUUGUAGCUAUAAACAUUUUCUACUUCUAAAUAUUCCACAAUUCCUCUAAGACAAAGACCGAUUGAUAUAUUUGUUAUAGUCACUGUUUUUACUGCACCGUCCCCUUGUUGUAUUAGUUCAGCGAAUUCAGUGGUUUGAAUAUUUCUGCAUUGAUAUAAACCUUAACAUGAACACAUGGAAAUAUUCGAAUUUAGUUUUUGUGAAUAUAUAUAGGAUGCUGAUGAUGAUGAUUUCACGAAAAUACGAAAACAGUGAAAUUUGUCUUCAUUCUUUACCCAUGUAAAUUGACUCCACUUUUUGGUAAAAAAAAGUUCUAAAUUUUACCUGUGUAUCAUUUUUUUUCCAAAAUCUAUUUUUGCUUAAUUUGUUAUUUUUUACUUUUGUGCUUCGGUUUUUGUGUUUUCGUCUAUCUUGUUGAAUAUCAUACGCACAUUGCAUACG
Schistosoma bovis is the source of this 7354-nucleotide messenger RNA. The record is from the annotation of a GenBank genome assembly. NCBI's taxonomy places the organism in Eukaryota, Metazoa, Platyhelminthes, Trematoda, Strigeidida, Schistosomatidae.